CUCUGCACUUUUUACAACUGUUGAGCUUUCCAGGGUAAUCGGAGCCCAGUGCGGCCAACCUCGGCAGCUGCCGAUGAGGGAACGCGGCUCUACCUUCCCCGAUCCCCCCCGCCUGCCGCCGCUGCUGCUCCCAGCCUCGGGCACCCCUGGGAUCCGGGGGCACCCGGCGAGCAGGGCUCUGUGCAGCCGCUGGGUGCUCGGGGCAAUGCAUUCCCACUGAAAAGAGUCAUCGGCGGUGCUUGCAAAGAAGUGCCGUGAGCUGGAUCCUGCGGGAAUUCUUUUUUUUUUUUUUUUUUUUCCCCUCCCUCCUCCAGUCCGCCCCCAUCCCUCUCUUCUGCCAGGCUUGCCGGGGCUGCUCUUCAUUUCUGGGAAACCAUGGACAAGAAGCAAGAUUCCAAAGGAUCCUUGGAGCCACACAAACCAGUGAAAGGCAAGAAGAAACGGGAUCUGAGGAUAACAUGUGUCCCCAUCAAACCACCCGUUGCCAACACAACGCCCCCGAGGAACUUGGACUCCAGGGCGUUCAUUACAAUUGGAGAUAAAAACUUCGAGGUGGAGGCCGAUGACCUGGUGGCCAUCUCGGAGCUGGGCCGUGGUGCCUACGGCGUGGUGGAGAAGGUGCGGCACGCGCAGAGCGGCACCAUCAUGGCCGUGAAGAGGAUUCGAGCCACUGUGAACACCCAGGAGCAGAAGAGGUUGUUGAUGGACCUGGACAUCUCCAUGAGGACAGUGGACUGCUUCUACACUGUCACCUUCUACGGAGCCCUCUUCCGUGAGGGUGACGUGUGGAUCUGCAUGGAACUCAUGGACACCUCCCUAGAUAAAUUCUACAAGAAAGUACUGGAGAAGAAGAAAACCAUCCCUGAAGACAUUUUGGGGAAGAUGGCUGUGUCUAUUGUACGAGCUCUGGAGCACCUGCACAGUAAACUGUCUGUAAUCCAUAGAGACGUGAAACCUUCCAACGUGCUGAUCAACAAGGAGGGCCACGUGAAGAUGUGUGACUUUGGGAUCAGUGGUUACUUGGUGGACUCUGUUGCCAAGACCAUGGAUGCUGGCUGCAAACCCUACAUGGCUCCAGAAAGAAUAAACCCUGAGCUGAACCAGAAGGGCUACAACGUGAAGUCGGAUGUGUGGAGCCUUGGGAUCACAAUGAUUGAGCUGGCCAUCCUCCGCUUCCCCUACGAGUCCUGGGGGACGCCCUUCCAGCAGCUCAAGCAGGUGGUGGAGGAGCCCUCGCCCCAGCUGCCCCCUGAGCGCUUCUCCAAGGAGUUUGUGGACUUCACAGCACAGUGCUUAAGGAAGAACCCAGCUGAGCGAAUGAACUAUUUAGAACUUAUGGAACACCCUUUCUUUACCUUGCACGACACCAAAGAGACUGACAUGGCCUCCUUCGUGACAGAGAUCCUCGGGGAGGACUCCUAACUCCCCCCUGCCAGCUCCCUGCAUCCCUCCAUCCAUCCCAGCUUCCCCGCAGGACAGCGAGCCAGGACUCGAGUUCAAGGUGGUUUGCACAAAUCACAAAUCGAACCUCCCCGGCCUGGGGGCACCUCCGGCCCCAUCCGGCCUCGAAAUCUCUUUUCUCACUCUGCCUUGAGGAAAAAAAUCCCCCAGGAGGAGCCUUUUGAAGCCAACACCUUCCCAGCUAAGCCAAGGACUCUGAAGGCUCAGGAGAUCCCGGGAGAGGGGCAGUGCCUGGGCAGGCAGAGGGUGCCAGAGGCUGCCUGCCCUCCCCAGUACCCAGUGCACAGCACAGGAGUUGUGUUUCUUUGCUGCCAGGGGAAGACACAGAGAAUCAGUGCUGCUGUGCUUCUCCCAUUCCUCUGCUGCCUGCCCAAAGCCCUUCCCUGUGCUCUGGUCUCACUCACCUUCCCUCUGUGCCUGGCUCUGUGCCCCCAGGAGCCCUCACAGCUUUAGGGGCUCCCUGGGCUGCUGCUCACACCAGAGGCUGUUUCAAUGCCUGGCUCCACACCUUAAGGAUCCUUUGAGGCAGCACCAGCCUCUCCCUCCAUCAACGCUGCUCCCUUGAAGGAAAGGGGGUGGAAAAGGCAUUUUUCCACAGCCCCACCAUGACACGAGCUGCAGCCCACCCAGGAUCCAUCCCUUCCUUCCCUCGUGGGCACAGGGUGAUGAGAUACAGCAGGUGCCCCGUGCUGCCCUGGCUGGGAGGACACGUCCCUGCUCCGGGCAGUGUCCCCACCCUCCCUGGCUCCCCGAGGGGACGCUGCUCCCUCUGCUCUGCAGCCUGGAGCUGAUGCCAGACCUCUCACUGUGACACCCGCUCCUUCCAGAGGCCCAGCUCGCACCCCUCGUGUCCCCAGCUGUCCCCAACCCCUGCGGGUGCCAGUGAGAGCCAAACCCCAGUGACUGGCCCGGGGCUGCCCGCAGUUGUACAUUUGAUGUCUAUAUAUAAUGGACUUUGUAACGCGUUUCCUUAGGUCUGAUCUAACUCGCUAUAAAUUAAAGCCCUUCUGUGUGGGAGGGAGGAGGAGCAGUUCCUUCUCUGCUGACAAAUCCACUGUGAAAACCUGAUGUGUUUCCCCGUGCUCCCAGCCCCAGGAGCCAGGGGAGCAGGAGGGGUUUCUGGCUUCUACUGUACAUGAUCACAGAGAAAUGCACCGGCUGUGGAUUUUGUUGUUUUUUUAAAUAAUUGAGUUUUUCCGAAGGAUUUUUUUUUUCCUUUUCUAAUAUAUAUUUGUGUGUGUGUAUGUGUGCUCUCUAUAUAUUAUAUAUUUUUAAAUCAAUGAUGAAUGUGUGGAUGUCUAUGUGGCCAGCAGAUCUGGCGUAAUAACAUUUUUCUGGCUAAAUUUGGGCAGGUGGGGAAGGGGUCACUAGAAAACACUCUAGCCUAAGAUUACUUUCUUUCUUUCUUUUUUAAAGAAAUGCAUCUAUUUUUUAACUGAAUCUUUAAAAAAUGUUAUUCCUGAAAUUCAUGCCCUGGAGGCCUGGAUUUCAGGGUGAAUUUCCAGUGUUCAGGGUCCCCCUCAAUGAAGAAUGAUGUCUCCUUAAAUUCAUUAUCCCCCCUCCUGCAGUCCAGGGUUUGAUGAAGUGCUGGGGACCCCCUGCCUGGGAACUGGGGGUGCUCCACACCAUCUAUCCCCACGAGCUGCUUCUGGGAAAGCUGCCUUGGGGCAAAUGGUUUUCAGUCACUUUUCCCUGUGCCAUCCCUCUGAUCCCCUCCCUGAGUCAACAAACCCUGAGGGAGCCAGCCCAGGUGGAGCUGCACAAGCCCUGUUCAGCUUUGGUUUGACCCUGACCCCCCAGCCCACCUCUGGAUGGAAAAUAAGGAAGUGAUUGAUGCUCUCCAUGUCUCCCUCCUCCUCAUCCUGCUCUGCAAACCACCCAAAACUCACCUGUACCUGCUUGGUUUGACAGCUUUGCUGCUGAGAUGUACAAUUGUAUUCUUUUUUCAUAGUUGGUUACUUUGGAUUAUUUUUGUUUUGAGUUGAGCUUUUGGGUUUUCUCCCUUCUCUCUUUGUUUAAACCCUUUUCCCCUUCCUUUAACUCACCCUUUUUUGGUGCUUUGGGGAAUGGUGUUAAAUUUUUUUAUUAUUUUGCAUGCUUUUUAUUUUUAUUUUUUUCCUGCAUUUCUCCUCCUGGAGAAAGUCCUGAUUUCUGUAUUUUGGGACAAGGGAGCAUCUGCCCUUUCAAACAGAGGGGAGAUGGCUCUGGGGUGGGCUUGGGCCCCUGUGGAUGAGCUGAGGCUUUGCUGAGGAGGCAAACACACCCCACCUCCCUGUGCCAUCUCCAGUGCUUCAUUCAGCACAGGUCUUACCUGUCCAAAUCCUGUCCCUUUUCCCCUCCCUGCUUCCCUGUCCCACCGUGUUCCCUCUGCUGUGGCAGUUCCCUGGGGAGAACCAGCUUGGCUUUAAGGUGGGUGAGGAUUUUGACUCGCAUGAGAAGCCCCUCUCCCCUUGUACUUUUGGGAAUGGUCUGUACCCUUCAACCCCCGUCCUUGAUUCUAAUAAAAUUCACCCUCAAACCUG
Prinia subflava (tawny-flanked prinia) is the source of this 3983-nucleotide messenger RNA. RefSeq names its product mitogen-activated protein kinase kinase 3 (gene MAP2K3). Gene Ontology annotation, biological process: protein phosphorylation; MAPK cascade. The record is from RefSeq and is a predicted model, not a curated record. Lineage: Eukaryota; Metazoa; Chordata; Aves; Passeriformes; Cisticolidae. Gene Ontology annotation, molecular function: ATP binding; MAP kinase kinase activity. The coding region runs from base 376 to 1422 and encodes 348 amino acids. The transcript is spliced from 13 exons.